Messenger RNA from Panonychus citri (citrus red mite), 456 nucleotides. Its product is annotated as U1 small nuclear ribonucleoprotein 70 kDa-like. The record is from RefSeq and is a predicted model, not a curated record. NCBI's taxonomy places the organism in Eukaryota, Metazoa, Arthropoda, Arachnida, Trombidiformes, Tetranychidae. The coding region runs from base 1 to 456 and encodes 151 amino acids. The transcript has 2 exons.
AUGCUAUUGAUAACUGGAGAGGAUCGCCGACAAAGAGACCGAGGUGAUAAAGGAGAUGACCGAAUUGACCGGGGCGAUAGAGGUGAUAGAGGCGAUAGAGGAGAUCGGGGAGGAGAUCGAGGAGGAGAUCGAGGAGGAGAUCGUGGGGACCGAGGUGACCGAGGAGGUUACGGUGAAUCUCGAGAUAGACCGAAAUAUUUUGGCCGAAGCUCUAAAGACUUUAAUCGCCCUGCUCCUCGAGACAAUGAUGACUCUGGUGGUAGCUGGAGGGACAAACCCACCGAUGAACCUUCAAGCCAAAUUGAUAGACCUUAUCGACCUCGACCUGGUGGAUUCCGUCAUGGUAAUACAGAUAAAGACCAAGAUUAUGAAAAUCGAGAUGGUGGUUAUUCAAACCGAGGAAGGCGAGAUUUCGGACGUGAUAAUAGAGAUCCUGAGAGAAGAUUCGAGAAGUGA